AUGGCCAUUCGAAACUUGGAAAGAUAUGUGGGGAAACUAGCUAAUAUAUUAUCUGAGAGGGUUCUAGGAACUCUCCCUGGUGAUACUAAGAGAAAUCCAAAAGAGAUAAAAAAUGUGGUGCCCUUGAGGAGUGGGCACGAAUUGGAGGAUCCCAUAGCAAAGCAAAAGGAUGAGUUAAUUAAAGGACAUGUGGAGAUUAUGGAGGAGCAGAAAAUUGAUAACACUCAAAAAGGUGCACGGAUGGUAGAUGAUGGUUUGAAGAAGAAGGGGAAGACUAGAGCUCAAAAAAAGAAGGAAGAUGUUAUUUCAAUAAAUGAGGAGACUGGGGAGAGCAAAUAUAAUCCUGCUCUACCUUUUUCGCAGAAGCAGAGAAGAGAGAAGCUGGACAAACAAUUCGAGUAUUUUCUAGAAGUGCUCAAGCAGGUGCAUGUGAAUAUACCUUUCACAGAGGUGCUUUCACAGAUGCCAGCUUAUGCCAAAUUUUUGAAGGAGAUAUUGUCCAAAAUUCGAAAAGUGGAAGAGACAUCAAUUGUCAAGCUCACAGAGCAUUGUAGUGCUAUUUUGCAAAAUAAGCUUCCUCAAAAAUGUGGAGAUCCAGAGAGUGCUUCCAUUAAUCUUAUGCCUUUGUCUAUUUUCAGGAAAUUGGAGGGAGAGAUUGAAGAAAUCAGGUCGAUACAUGUGUCCUUGCAGCUGGCAGAUCAGACCACAAUCAUACUUGAAGGAAUAGUGGAAGAUGUGCUAGUUCGGGUGGACAAGUUUGUGUUCCUUGUAGACUUCAUUGUGGUGAACAUGGAGGAGAAUAAGGAGGUCCCUCUAAUUUUAGGAAGACCCUUCUUGGCUACGGGCAAAGCAAUUCUGGAUAUUCAGGAAAGAUCCAGGUACCUCCUACCAGUCCAGGCGCCAGUGAGACGAGCCCAGUUCGAAGACUUCAUGGUAUACCUGCCAGCAGAUAACACUGUUAACAACACGUACAACCCUAAAAUUUAA
Messenger RNA from Nicotiana tabacum (common tobacco), 987 nucleotides. The record is from RefSeq and is a predicted model, not a curated record. NCBI's taxonomy places the organism in Eukaryota, Viridiplantae, Streptophyta, Magnoliopsida, Solanales, Solanaceae.